Messenger RNA from Odocoileus virginianus texanus, 3439 nucleotides. Lineage: Eukaryota; Metazoa; Chordata; Mammalia; Artiodactyla; Cervidae. The record is from RefSeq and is a predicted model, not a curated record.
AAGGCUUAGUGUUCCUUCAUUUAGAAUAUUGUAAUUUGACCAAUUUCCUUGUAAUUUUUUAAUUUCUUUCAAAUAAAGAGCUACAUAUAUUUUUUUUUAAAAAGUAGAAACUUAAUUUCAUUCAGCCAAUGAAAAAUUUUCACACCCAAUAUCUGCAUGACCAUAUUACAGUCACACAUAGACAUGUGGAUACUUUUUCCAUAUAUCCCUUCUUGCCUCUUCUCCAGGAUGAAAAGGAUAUUCCUUCACAGAGAAGCAUUUUACCCAGGUGAUGUUUGUAUCUAUUUAAAUAUGCAAAUCCAAGAGUUGCAGGCAAUCUGUACCUCUAAUGAUUUUAUUCCUCUUUUUCUAUUCCAACUAUACCUACAGAGAUUUCAGCAUUUUUCCAAGACCAGCAAAAUAUGAAGAAAUUCUGUGCUGAAAGAGGUGAGGAAAACUUCAGAAGAAAUGUUUGAAGUUAGCAGAGACUGGUUCAUGAGGUUUAAGGAAAGAAGCUGUCUCCAUACCGUCAAAGUGCAAGGUGAAGCAGCAGGUCCUGAUGUAGAAACUGCAGUAAGUUAUCCAGGAGAUCUAGCUAAGUUUUGAUUACUUGAAUUUGAACACAAGUGUGCUGUCUCAGGAAUCCUUAUCAUCUGAGGAUGUCACUGUGGGCUUCACUCAGGAGGAGUGGCAGCGGCUGGACCCUGCUCAGAGGGCUCUGUACAGGGAUGUGAUGCUGGAGAACUAUAGUCAUUCAUCUCAGUGGGGUUUUGCAUGCCUAAACCAGAACUGAUCUUCAAGUUGGAAUGAGGAGAGCAGCCAUGGGUAUUAGAGACAGAGUCUCCAAGCCAGAUCUACCCAGAAGUCUGCAGGAUUGUUAACCAGCUGGAACAGAGUCAGGAAAUGCACAACAGACCUAUUUAGCAAUCUCCAUUUAUCAACAACAAAACACUGACUAUAGAGAGAGGUAAUAUAUUAGGAAAAAUGUUUAAUUUCAGCACAUACCCAGUUCCUUUUAUAAAAAUACCCUGUAAAUGUGACACAAGUGGGAUGAGUUUGAAAUAUAUUUCAGAAUUAAUUAUUGAGAAAAACUAUUUAAGAAAGAAGUCUGAUGAUCUCAGUGCAUAUGAAAAAUUAUUCCUUCAGAGUAACCAUGAAAAAGCUCAUGUGAGAGAGAAACCUUAUGAAUUAAUUCAGAAUGGAAAGUAUGUCAGUCAAAAUGAAGUCUUCUUUCCAUAUGAGAAAAUUAAACAUGUAGAGCAGUUGUUUAAAUAUAAAGAAUGUGGGAAAGAUUUCUGUGAGAAGACAGUUUUCAUCACAUAUAAACAAGCUCACAAAAGACAAGGUCCUUGUGAACAUAAUGAAUGUGACAAAACAUUCUGUAAUUAUUCAGUUCUCAUGGUCCAUAAGAUGACACAAAAAAGAGAAAGUCUUUAUGAGUUUAAUGAAUAUGGUAAAACCUUUGAAAAGGUAUUUCUCUUGAAACAUUUGAAGCUGAAAGAUUAUGAACAUAAUGACAAAGUGGAUAAGUUCAGCAGAUCAAACUUUAUUGACACAGGAGAGAAAACGUUUGGAUGUAACAACCUGGGGGAGCCUUUCUGGGAGAAGUCACUUCUUAAUGUAGCUCCGAGAACAUGCAUAGGAGACAAGGUCUGUGAAUGUAAUGAAUGUGAAAAAGCAUUCGGUGAAAAGCCAAAACUCCCCAAACAUCUGAGAGUACAUACAGGAGAGAAACCUUUUGAAUGUAAUGAAUGUGGGAAAUGCUUCUCUAGGAAAUCCCUUCUCACUUUACAUCAGAGAAUCCACACUGGAGAGAAACUCUCUAGGAAUUCACACCUCAUAAUUCAUCAGAGAACUCAGACAGGAAAGAAACCCUAUGAAGGUAAAGAAUGUGGAAAAAGCUUCUACCAUAAGUCAUAUUUCACAGUACACCAGAGAAUUCACACAAGGGAGAAACCCUAUGAAUGUAGUCAAUGUGGGAAAACCUUCAUAAGCAACUCAGUUCUCAAAAUACAUCAGAACACACACACAGGUGAGAAACCCUAUAAGUGUAAUCAGUGUGGGAAAUUCUUCUCCAGGAAUGCAUACCUUGCAAUAUAUCAGAGAAGUCACACAGGUGAGAAACCAUAUGAAUGUAAGGUAUGUGGGAAAACCUCUUGUCAUAAGUCAGAUGUCACCAAACACCAUAAAACUCACAUGGGGAGACCCUAUAAAUGUAAUGAGUGUGAGAAAACCUUCAGUGGCAAUUCAGGCCUAAAAGUUCACCAGAGAACACACAAAAAACCCUAUGAAUGUAAUGAAUGUGGGAAAUCAUUCUCUGAGAAAUCGGUCCUCAUGGUAUAUCAGAGAAUACACACAGGGGGAGAACCUUACAAGUGUAAUGAAUGUGGAAAUACCUUUUACAGUAAGUCUGAUCUCACUAAACAUCAGAGAACUCACCCAGGUGAGAAACCCUAUGAAUGUAAGGAAUGUGGGAAAUUCUCUAGAAACUCAUACCUUACAGUUCACCAGAGAACUCACACAGGGGAGUAACCCUAUGUGUGUAAAAAAUGUGGGAAAACCUUCUACUAUAAGUCUGACUAUACAGUACAUAAGAGAACACAAAGAGGGGAGAAGUCUUAUUACUGUGAUCAGUGUGGGAAAACCUUCACUUUCAAUUCAGUCCUCAAAUCACAUCAGAAAACUCACACAGGGGAGAAGUCCUAUGAAUGUAAUGAUUGUGGGAAAUCUUUCUCUGAAAAAUCAGUCUUUAUUGUACAUCAGAGAAUACACACAGGAUAAACCUUAUAAGUAUAGUGAAUGUGGGAAGCCCUUCUAUCGUAAGUCAGAUCUCACUAAACAUCAAAGAACACACACAGGAGAAAAGCCCUGUGAAUGUAGUCAUUGUGGGAAAACUUUCAGUUGCAACUGAGGUCUCAAAGUACAUCAGAGAAGGCACGUGAAUGAGCAAGCCUAUGAGUGUAUUGAAUUUGGGAAAACCUCUAAGAAAUCAUUUCUCACAGUACAUUCAAAAUUACAUACAGGGGAAAGUCUUUUAAAUAUAUUAAUAGCAAAGAGAGAAAUCUUAGUACCUAGCUAUUCAUACCUUGAAAUACUGUGGAAAAUUCAUACAGGACAUGAUCCUUAUUAGUGUAAAGUGGUAAAGUUUUUACUCUAAGUCAUAUUCCACAGCAAAUGAAAGAGUUACCAUGGGAGAAAUUACUGUGAAUUUGAUGAAUAUUUUUAAUAAGACAACUUAAAAUGAAUACAUGUGGAAGAAAUCCUACUAAUAUAUGUGGGAGUGUGUGGAAACAUAAAUUAGGACUUAUUAAAUAAUUUAAGUAAGAGAUAAUCUUAUGAAUCAAACAGAUGUAGGAAAAUUUUCUUCCAGAACUUGGCUACUACUAAUAGUCAUAUAUACCACACCUGGGGAAAGCUGUCAACAUCUUUUUUUUUUUGAGAUCUUCAUACACAAGUUGUA